CGGCCGCGGCCCCGCCCCUCCCGGCGCCCCGCCCCGUCCGGCAGCGGCCUCUCUACCUCUGAUCCCCCCGUGCCCGGGACCCCCGGUCCCACUGUUGCGCCAGCUCGUCGGGUCCGGCCAUGGGCCCCGCCGCUCGCCCCGCGCUGAGAUCGCCGCCGCCGCCGCCUCCGCCGCCUCCGUCGCCGCUGCUGCUGCUGCUACCCCUGCUGCCGCUGUGGCUGGGCCUGGCGGGGCCCGGGGCCGCGGCGGACGGCAGCGAGCCGGCGGCCGGGGCGGGGCGGGGCGGAGCCCGCGCCGUGCGGGUGGACGUGAGACUGCCGCGCCAGGACGCUCUGGUCCUGGAGGGCGUCAGGAUCGGCUCCGAAGCCGACCCGGCGCCCCUGCUGGGCGGUCGCCUGCUGCUGAUGGACAUCGUCGAUGCCGAGCAGGAGGCGCCGGUGGAAGGCUGGAUUGCAGUGGCAUACGUGGGCAAGGAGCAGGCGGCCCAGCUCCACCAGGAGAAUAAGGGUAGUGGCCCGCAGGCCUAUCCCAAGGCCCUGGUCCAGCAGAUGCGGCGGGCCCUCUUCCUGGGAGCGUCUGCCCUGCUUCUCCUCAUCCUGAACCACAACAUGGUCCGAGAGCUGGACAUAUCCCAGCUUCUGCUUAGGCCAGUGAUCGUCCUCCAUUAUUCCUCCAAUGUCACCAAGCUGUUGGAUGCACUGCUGCAGAGGACCCAGGCCACGGCUGAGAUCACCAGCGGAGAGUCCCUGUCUGCCAAUAUUGAGUGGAAGCUGACCUUAUGGACCACCUGUGGCCUCUCCAAGGAUGGCUAUGGAGGAUGGCAGGACUUGGUCUGCCUGGGAGGCAGUCGUGCCCAGGAGCAGAAGCCCCUGCAACAGCUGUGGAAUGCCAUCCUACUGGUGGCCAUGCUCCUGUGCACAGGCCUCGUGGUCCAGGCCCAGCGGCAGGCGUCGCGGCAGAGCCAGCGGGAGCUCGGAGGCCAGGUGGACCUGUUUAAGCGCCGCGUGGUGCGGAGACUGGCAUCCCUCAAGACACGGCGCUGCCGGCUGAGCAGGGCGGCACAGGGCCUCCCGGAGCCGGGUGUUGAGACCUGUGCUGUGUGCCUGGACUACUUCUGCAACAAGCAGUGGCUCCGAGUGCUGCCCUGUAAGCACGAGUUUCACCGAGACUGUGUGGACCCCUGGCUGAUGCUCCAGCAGACCUGCCCACUGUGCAAAUUCAACGUCCUGGGGAACCGCUACUCUGAUGAUUAGCUGCCCAGCUGGACUCUGCACGUGGGGAUGAACCCUUCCUGCCUGCUCCCCGGUCCUCAGCCUGGGCUCCCAGGACAGGACAGGAUGGGACAGCAGGAUAGACAGGACAGCAAGUCCAGUGGGUGGGAGGAAGGAUGAGGGACCCACUGUGUCCAUACUGGGAAGGGGGGCUCCACAGCUACAGGCUGGGGAUCUAGGGCCGGGACCUGUCAGUCAAGGAAGAGGUCACUUUGGGACCUUCUCUGCAAUCCUGUGACGUGAGUCUGCCCUCCUCGCAGGCAGCUCUCAGGUCAACAGGGAAGGAGAAUAUGGGGCCAGUGUAGCUGUUCCCAGGGUUCCGGGGAGCUCCCUGUGGCCUGUCUGGGAAUCCCUGGAGGCUGAGACUACAGUGGCCAGGUUUUGUGCUUAUUUAUUGGGGGGUGGGUUGAGGGAGGAGCUCUCUGGCCUUGGGGUACCCUGGCCUGUCUUUCAGGAUACGUCUUGGUCAAGGCUGUCUGCCUGUUGCCCUUGGUCCUUGGGCACUGGGAGCCAUGGGUCCCACUGCCUGUCCAGCCUGGCUCCCUUCCUGGGCCCGGCUAGGACCAGAGGCCUUAGAAACCGUCCUGUUCUGGACUCCUUGGCUGCGGCUUUGUGUUGCCGACCGGGAUACUCGAAGCCACAGGAUCAAUGUGGUGCCUCAUCCAAGGGCAUCCAUUUUUUUUUUUUUUUUUAAAGAGGUGGGGUAGGGAAGGUUUAAUAGUAAAAUAAACGUGGCUAUAUUUUAACAUAAGAUG
Molecule: messenger RNA, 2026 nt
Organism: Piliocolobus tephrosceles (Ugandan red Colobus)
Lineage: Eukaryota; Metazoa; Chordata; Mammalia; Primates; Cercopithecidae
Gene: RNF215
Product: ring finger protein 215
Exons: 9
Coding region: 120-1253 (377 amino acids)
Source: RefSeq, a predicted model, not a curated record